Molecule: messenger RNA, 1392 nt
Organism: Laetiporus sulphureus 93-53
Lineage: Eukaryota; Fungi; Basidiomycota; Agaricomycetes; Polyporales; Laetiporaceae
Product: MFS general substrate transporter
Exons: 8
Coding region: 1-1392 (463 amino acids)
Source: RefSeq, a predicted model, not a curated record
AUGCAUCCCCCCGAGGCGGCGGUGUACGAGCGCCCGAAAGGCCUCAAGGGCGUGUACUACAACCCCGUCAUGCAGGUGUUCAUGCUUGGCUUUGUGUGCUUCAUGGGCCCCGGGCUGUUCAACGCCCUAAACGGCCUCGGCGGUGGAGGCCAGGUCAACACGACGACCAGUGCGAAUGCCAACGUCGCUCUUUACGCGACCUUUGCGUUUACAGCGUUCUUUGCGGGGUCGAUCAACAAUGUUCUUGGUCCUCGCCUGACUCUCCUUUUGGGUAGCAGCGGCUACGCGCUCUACAUCGGCUCUUACCUAACUAUCAACAUUCAUCCUAAUGCGGGCCCGUUCGUGAUCGCUGCCGGCGCUGUCCUUGGCGUCUGUGCCGGUAUGCUAUGGACCGCCCAAGGCUCUCUCAUGUUGGCAUAUCCAACUGAGAAUGAGAAGGGUAUCUUCAUCGGUAUCUUCUGGAGCGUCUUCAACCUCGGUGGUGUCGUUGGCGCUUCUGUGUCUCUCGGACAGAACUUCCAUUCUACAGUGAGCGUCCUCUCGAUCUGCAGUCAGGCUAUCGGCUUCCUCAUCCUCACCCUCAUCGGAGUGACGAUCCCGAUGCUCAUGGCCAACCCGAAGAAGAUGGUCCGCUCCGACGGCACAAAGGUCAUGACCCUCCGCCACCCGUCGUGGAAGACCGAGCUGUACGGCCUCUGGGUCACCCUCCGUACCGACCCUACCGUCGUGCUCCUCUUCCCGAUGUUCUUCGCGAGCAAUUGGUUCUAUACAUGGCAGUUUAAUGACUACAAUGCGGCGCUAUUUACGAUCCGUGCGCGCGCGUUGAACAACCUCGUGUACUGGCUCGCACAGAUCCUCGGAUCCGUCAGCAUUGGCUUCCUUCUUGACCAGAGAGGCCUUACGCGUCGCUUCCGCGCGUAUGCCGGCUGGGUCUGCCUAUUCCUCAUGGUCUUUGUCGUUCACAUCUGGGCGUAUUUCUAUCAGAAGCAAUACACUCGUGCGAUCGUCGCACAGUGGGCGAAAGACGACGACAAGAUUGACAUCUAUGAGAGGAAAUACGUCGGCCGGAUAUGGCUGUACAUCUUUUGCGGCAUGCUCGAUGCGAUGUGGCAGACGACUGCAUACUGGAUAAUGGGCGCCAUGUCGAACGACCCCGCGAAGCUCGCAAACUUGACUGGCUUUUACAAGUCCCUCCAGUCGGCAGGCGCUGCAGGCGUCUGGCGCGCUGAUGCUGUUGGCCUUCCAUAUUUGAACAUCUUCAUUUCGACCUGGGCUUUGCUCGUCGGCGGACUCGUCUGCGCUCUUCCGAUGAUCUACAUGCGUGUGAAGGACCAUACCGAGGCUUCUGACGAGAUAAACGAUAUUCUGUACGUGCCCCAGCCCGUGUUCUGA